AUGGCGGGAGGCUGCGUGCUGGUGCUGGUGCUUUUGGCCACAGUGCUGACCAGGACUGGAGCAAUUCUUGUCGCCAAGCCCCUCACAGCCCUCCCAGAAGCAAAGGGCUGCCACCUAGCCCAGUUCAAGUCCUUCUCCCCAAAGGAGCUACAGGCCUUCAAGAGGAUCAAAGAUGUCUUUGAAGAGUCUCUCCUGCCAGAGGACUGCAGAGGCAGCUCCCACCUCUUCCCCCGGCCCUGGAGCCUGAGGCAGCUGCAGGUGUGGGAGCGCCCUGUGACCCUGGAGGCUGAGCUGGCCCUGACACUGAAGGUCCUGGAGGCUGUAACUAAGGAGGCCCUGAGGGACAUCCUGGACCAGCCCCUUCACACACUGCGCCACAUCCAGUCCCAGCUCCAGGCCUGUGGCCGGGUUCAGCCCACAGCAGGCCCCAGACUCCGAGGUCGCCUUCGGAACUGGCUGCACCAACUCCAGGAGGCCCCAAAGAAGGAGUCCCCUGGCUGUCUGGAGGCCUCUGUCAUAUUCAAUCUCUUCCGCCUCCUCACCUGGGACCUGAAAUGUGUUGCCAGUGGACACCUGUGUGCAUGA
Messenger RNA from Otolemur garnettii (small-eared galago), 585 nucleotides. Its product is annotated as interferon lambda-3. NCBI's taxonomy places the organism in Eukaryota, Metazoa, Chordata, Mammalia, Primates, Galagidae. Gene Ontology annotation, molecular function: cytokine activity. Gene Ontology annotation, biological process: innate immune response; defense response to virus; positive regulation of immune response. The transcript is spliced from 5 exons. The record is from RefSeq and is a predicted model, not a curated record. Bases 1 to 585 code for a protein of 194 amino acids.